This is a messenger RNA of Adineta steineri, 2919 nucleotides long. Lineage: Eukaryota; Metazoa; Rotifera; Eurotatoria; Adinetida; Adinetidae. The record is from the annotation of a GenBank genome assembly.
AUGAUUUCUCAUAUUGAAAAUGAUGUUGGAAACAGUAAUUUUAUUACCACUUAUCUUCUUACUGACACACAAAUUGAAUUCGAAGUGAAUAGUACGACGGAAUCUUUUAAAAACAGUGCAUCUGCUCGAAUAGUUAUGUUCUUAAGCUAUUUAAGAACAACUAUACGGGGGAACUACUUAGUGUCAGCUCUUAAUACAAAUUUAAUAGCUGAAAUACCCACCGACUGGAAUAGGAUUGAUAUAACUGGAUUCUCAGUGGGGUAUCGUUGUACAAGUGGAGAUGUGUCCUGUAAUCGGGAUAAUCCAACCAGUGCAGCUACUCUCAAUCCUCUGUUAAAUGAUUACAUGACUAGGGAACGUAUACAGACAUUCGAAUCGAUGCCAAAUUCUACAAUUGUCAAUGGAUUUUUUGCAGCAUGUACUCCUCUCGAAGCUCUUCUUCAGAGUACACUCGAUUGUUUAUAUGAAAUCGAGUGUCUGCACUUAUUAUCCGAUUAUUUUCCAGUUCUUAAUCAUAUGGAUGUUAACUGGACCGACUCUGUUCUGACUUCGAAACAACAAAAUCUUUCUGUGAACGACUAUUUCAAUAAUCUUUUUAUUGAAGAAUGGUUGCCACAAAUAAAUUAUUCAGAGUAUUUUAAUGAAUGUCAACCUUCAGUCUGUACAUACACGGCAACAGAUCGAGCUAAUAUUUCAUAUGCAAUUACUCUUUUCAUUAGUCUAUAUGGUGGUCUCGUGAUAAUACUUCGUUUAAUUGCAUCAUUUUUGGUAAGUGUCUCAUUAAAAUUCAAACAUCGUUCAAGAAACGCACGUAUGCAUUUCGGUUCAAUUAUUGUGCUUCUUCUCUUCAAUUCAUUGAGUACUCAAACAGCUAAGGUGACUAUUCCAAAUCCGUCAUUAGAUAUGUAUGAAAAUUUACAAACGUUACACUCAACUACACUCAGUUGUCCUUGUUCAACUAAGACAAUCUCUUAUCGUUCAUUUGUUUCAUUAUCUCCAACAUUGCAUCAAGUGUGUUCAAGUGGUUUUGUUACUGAUGAUUGGUUUACUUUAUUACAAAGAAGUAUCAAUAUAUAUUAUCCUAAUGAUUGGCGUAAUCGAGCUCAGACACAAUUCCAAUUGUUGUUUGGCUUUUGUCAACGGGCUAAUAAAACGAUUGAUGAUAGUGUUGAUCGUUUUCUGAAGCAGUUCUUUAUCGCUUCAACUGUAUUUAAUGAAAACGAUUUCGAUACACAACUGAAUGUAACUCUCAGACAAUUUUAUAAUUCCACGACUUUUGACUGUAAUCUUCAGAACGACGUUGUAUCAUUUAUUUUACCUGGCAUUCCAGAAAUCAAUUCGACAGUGCUCACAUGUGUUUGUUCAACUGACCCUCAUUGUCAAGGUUCAAACGUCAUUUAUACUCCUGAAUUGGUUGGUGGCAUUAAUGUUGAUCCGAUAACAGCUAAACGUCUUGGUCGAUGGGCAACUCGUCUGUAUAUUGCUUUAUUUAUCUGUGGUCUUAGUAUUCUUACAGUAUAUAACCUAAUUCAACCACAAAUGAUGACGAAAACGUUUGAUAAACCGUCUUUCAAUGUUUACAAGAAUCUGAAAAAGCUUUAUGGCGAUGAAUUAAAAUGUCCAUGUUCAGUAAUUGCAUCAGUAUAUAGUCAGUUUAUAGAAAUUGAGCCGAUAUUUCAUGAGAUCUGCUCGAGUCCAUUCGCAUCGAAACAAUGGCGAACUGAUCUUACAGCUGGUCUUGCUGCUAAUUUGUCGAUUUAUACACGAAGAGACUAUCGUCGUUUUCUUUCUGCUCAUCUACAAUUUCUCGAAGGAUUAUGUCAACUUUCCAUGAAUGCAGUGAACAAUUCGAUCAAUCAAUUUCGUACCUCAUUACUUGUCACUUCUGAACUUCUUUCAGAAACAAAUUUUAAUCAAACACUUGAAGCGUUGAUGGAACAGAGUAAAUCAAAUGCUCCUACAACAUUCCGUCAUCUUCUUUCUUUAAUUCGAACUGUCACUCAUGGAAAUGCUUUCAUGUCAACAUAUGGAACAACUUUCGAAUACAUUGUAUCCAAGGAUACGACUGAUAAAUUUUAUGCGCCCACUCGAGCUCUAAUCUAUGAUGAUGAAUGUUCUUGUGGGUUAUGUUCAAAUUGUACAACUCAAGCAAAUUUUAUUAUAUCCAAUUCUUCUAAAAUAAUUUCAAUUCCAGUUAAAGGUUUAAAAAUAGGAUGUACGCCAAGUGAAUCAUUUCGUGCUUCGACUCUUGAAUGUUUUUAUGAUAGUUCAUGUAUUAAUCUCAUUCAAAAAUAUACUAAUUACAGCAAUUCUCAUCAUCCUCUCUCUAUAAUGAAGAGUCGUUUCUCAACUAACACUAAAAUAGCUGAACUUAUUGAUAAUCUAUUCAUUGAACAAUGGUCAAAUAAGACGAAUUAUACAUCUUAUUUUCAACAAUGCUUACCAUCAUAUUGUUUCUAUACUAGUGUUCCAAGAUUCAACUUACUCAAUAUAAUCACUCUUUUACUUAGUCUUCAAGGUGGUCUCGCAAUCAUUCUUAAAUGGACUUGCCCCAAAAUAGUUCGAAUUGCAUCUAAAAUAAAUGAUUAUCGAAAAAAGCAAAGGAAUACUAUUCGCCCUGUCUGUGUUCUUGAAAAAACAUCCAGUGAUAUUUCUAACACAAUCAUCGAAAAUGCUACUACAAAUACAGAGACAAAUUUAACACUAGAAACAUCUUCCACAAUUAUCGAUAGAUCAGUUCCAUGUACUUCCAAGGUCGUCUUCGGAUGUAUACUAAUCGCUUGUGUAAUAGCAGCUUUGAUUAUUUUUUCAUUUUAUACCGUGCGACAAGCUUCCUCGAUCAAUACGACAAAUGAUACUAAUUUGAAUCCAACAACAAAUACAACAAUGUCAACAUUUUCAAGCACAGCAAGUCAGUAA